GCGCUGGCCGUGUGUUCCCGCCCAGGCUCCCGCCUGCAGCACUCGGGCAUUCGUUGGGCUCCUCGCUGGGGCUGCAGGGUGGGGACAGGCAGUGUGCUCGCCUGCGAGUGUGGGCGUUUGAAUCCCGCUCGCCCCGGGUGGCCGAGCCAUGGGGACCGCACUCGUGUACCACGAGGACAUGACGGCCGCCCGGCUGCUCUGGGACGACCCCGAGUGUGAGAUAGAAUGUCCUGAGCGCCUGACUAUAGCCCUGGAGCGCCUGCGGCAGCGCGGCCUGGAGCAGAGGUGUCUACGCUUGGCUGCCAGAGAGGCUUCGGAGGAGGAGCUGGGCCUGGUGCACAGCCCCGAGUAUGUGGCCCUCUUGCGCGGGACCCAGGCCUUGGGCACUGGGGAGCUCCAGGCACUGUCUGGACAGUAUGACGCCAUCUACUUCCAUCCGAGUACCUUCCACUGUGCCCGGCUGGCUGCAGGGGCUGCACUGCAGUUAGUGGAUGCUGUGCUGACUGGAGCUGUGCAAAAUGGGCUCGCUCUGGUGAGGCCUCCUGGGCAUCACAGCCAGAGGGCUGCCGCCAAUGGGUUUUGCGUGUUCAACAAUGUGGCAAUAGCAGCCAAACAUGCCAAGCAGAAACACGGGCUGCACAGGAUCCUCAUCGUUGACUGGGAUAUCCACCACGGCCAGGGCAUCCAGUAUAUCUUCGAGGAUGACCCCAGCGUCCUUUAUUUCUCCUGGCACCGCUACGAGCAUGGGCGCUUCUGGCCCUAUCUUCAAGAGUCAGAUACAGAUGCUGUCGGGCAGGGGCAGGGCUGCGGCUUCACUGUCAACUUGCCCUGGAACCAGGUCGGGAUGGGAAAUGCUGACUAUGUGGCUGCCUUUCUGCAUGUGCUGCUCCCCCUGGCCUUUGAGUUUGACCCUGAGCUAGUGCUAGUCGCGGCAGGAUUUGACUCAGCGGUUGGGGAUCCUGAGGGGCAGAUGCAGGCCACUCCAGAGUGCUUCGCCCACCUCACGCAGCUACUGCAAGUGCUGGCCUGUGGCCGGGUCUGCGCUGUGCUGGAGGGCGGCUACCACCUGGAGUCGCUCUCUCAGUCAGUGUGCAUGAUGGUGCAGGCACUGCUGGGUGACCCCCCUCUGCCCCUGUCAGGGCCCAUGGAGCCACAUCGCAGUGCCCUGGAGUCCAUUCAGAGUGUCCGGGCAGCCCAGGCCCCUCACUGGAUGAGCCUCCAGCAGCAAGACGCAGCCCCCGUAUUGAGUCCCAGCACCCGCUCCCCAGAGGGGAGCAUCUCGCCUCUGCUACCCGGGGGGCCCGAAUUCAAGGCACCUGUGGUUCAGACUGAGGCUCAGGCCGUGGCUGCCUUGAGCUCCCUACUGGACCAGUUGCGCCUCCACCCCACACCCCCUCUCCGCACGGCUGUUGCCCUGACUGAGCUGGAUGCAGCCCUUGUCCUGCCCCCUGAUGUCCUCCAUUGGGAGAGGUCAGCCCCGCAGAAGGAGAUGCAGGCAUGGGCCAGGCCACAUGAGGCCUUGGCCCAGGACAAGUCCUUCAACGCACUCGGGAAGGUCCUGUACCUCUUGGACAGCAUCCUGGAUGGGCAGGUGAGCAGCGGCAUCGCAGCCACCCCGGCCCCUGCUGCAGCUGCCACCCUGGACGUGGCCAUUCAGCGUGGCCUGUCCCACAGAGCCCAGAGGCUGCUCUGUGUGGCUGUGGGACAGCUGGAUCGGCCCCUGGACCUUGCCGAUGAUGGGAGGAUGCUGUGGCUGAAUAUCAGGGGCAAGGAAGCAGCUGCCCUGUCCAUGUUCCAUGUUUCCACACCACUACCAGGGACAACUGGUGGUUUCCUGAGCUACAUCCUGGCCCUGGUGCUGCCCCUGGCCUAUGGCUUCCAGCCUAACCUGGUGCUGGUGGCACUGGGGCCAGCCCAUGGCCUGCAGGCCCCUCAAGCUGCACUCCUGGCUGCACUGCUGCGGGUGCCAGCAGGGGGCCGAGUCUUGGUAUUGGUGGAGGAGGAAUCCACACCCCAGCUUGCAGGGGUCCUGGUCCAGGCACUGCGUGGAGAGGCCCCCCCCAGCCUGGGCCCCUUCUCCAGGGCCUCCCCAGAGGACAUGCAGGCCAUGGAGCAUCUGCGAGGGCAGCUGGGGACACAGUGGAAAAUGCUGCAGGUGGCCGGUGAGGCUAGGGGCUCGGGCCAGCCUCGACAUCCCAGCCGCGGGACCGAGGCUCCAAGCCGGAAGUGCCCCCUGGACGGCAGCUCCAGCCCCGCCCCCUCCACCGCCCCUCCCCCGGUGACGCAAUUCCGGCGCGCCUGCUCAGGCGAUGAGGCCUGUCGCACGGCGGUGACGCGGCGGCGGUGA
This is a messenger RNA of Equus quagga, 2347 nucleotides long. RefSeq names its product histone deacetylase 10 (gene HDAC10). Gene Ontology annotation, biological process: chromatin organization. Lineage: Eukaryota; Metazoa; Chordata; Mammalia; Perissodactyla; Equidae. The record is from RefSeq and is a predicted model, not a curated record. Gene Ontology annotation, molecular function: histone deacetylase activity. Gene Ontology annotation, cellular component: histone deacetylase complex.